Durotheca rogersii is the source of this 3135-nucleotide messenger RNA. Its product is annotated as alkali metal cation/H+ antiporter Nha1 C terminus-domain-containing protein. Gene Ontology annotation, biological process: sodium ion export across plasma membrane; regulation of membrane potential; proton export across plasma membrane. Gene Ontology annotation, cellular component: plasma membrane. NCBI's taxonomy places the organism in Eukaryota, Fungi, Ascomycota, Sordariomycetes, Xylariales, Xylariaceae. Bases 1 to 2958 code for a protein of 985 amino acids. The transcript has 2 exons. The record is from RefSeq and is a predicted model, not a curated record. Gene Ontology annotation, molecular function: sodium:proton antiporter activity.
AUGGCGUGGGAUCAUCUUUCCAUCACUAAGCCCCAUCUGGUGUAUAUCAUCUUGGGCGGCUUCACCUCUCUGUUUAUGCUGUGCUCCUCGGUCAUCAAGGAGCGUAUGUACAUUGGCGAAGCGACCGUUGCUACGCUGUGCGGUGUCAUCUUCGGCCCCCAUGGCGCGAAUCUGAUCAACCCCAUGACUUGGGGCAAUGUCGACGAAACCACCCUCGAAUUCUCUCGGAUCGUCUUGGUCGUCCAAUGCUUCGCCGUGGGCGUCGAGUUGCCCAAAUACUACAUGGAAAGGCAUUGGAAGUCCGUCAUAUUCUUGCUGCUUCCCGUCAUGACCUUUGGCUGGUUGAUCACGAGCUUAAUCGUCUGGUGGAUGUUCCCGGUGCUCUCGUGGCUCGAUAGUUUGGUGAUCGCUGCUUGCGUUACGGCUACGGACCCGGUGCUUGCCUCCUCGGUCGUAGGCAAAGGAAAGUUCGCGAAACGGGUUCCGAAGCAUCUCAGGGACUUGCUUUCGGCGGAGUCCGGCUGCAACGACGGCAUGGCCUUCCCCUUCAUCUAUCUGGGCGUAUACCUGCUCCAAGAGCACUUGAGCGCUCGAGAAACCACCUUCCAUUGGCUUGUGUACACCGUUCUCUACGAAUGCGUUUUCGGUGCUAUUUACGGCUUCCUGGUCGGGUAUAUCGCGCGACAUGGUAUCAAGUAUGCUGAGAAGCAUGACCUGAUUGACCGUGAGAGUUUUCUCGUCUUCUACUUCACCCUAGCACUCUUCUGUGCUGGUUCUGGAAGCAUCCUAGGUACGGAUGACCUGCUAGUCGGGUUUGCUGCCGGGGUUGGGUUUUCAAAUGAUGGCUGGUUUAGCGAAAAGACGGAGGAAUCCCACGUGUCCAACGUUAUCGACUUGCUGAUCAACUUGGCGUACUUCGUCUACCUCGGCACCAUUAUUCCUUGGGAGAUGUACAACGAUCUGUCCAUCGGCCUUUCUGCUUGGAGGUUGUCUGUCAUGGCUAUCUUUGUCAUAUUGUUCCGUCGGAUUCCCGUUAUGUUGUUGCUCAAACCAAUCAUUCCGGACAUCAAAACUUGGAGAGAAGCGUUGUUCGCUGGGCAUUUCGGUCCGAUCGGUGUGGGAGCCAUCUUCGUUGCCUUGCUUGCCCGGGCCGAACUGGAAACCGAGCACACCAUCCCGCUAGCACAGAUUCCGGAGCCCGGUACCGAAUUUUAUAAUGUGAUUCUGCUGGUGUGGCCCAUCGUCACGUUCAUGGUGGUAUCUUCUAUCCUCGUCCACGGAUCCUCGAUAGCCGUGUUUACUCUAGGCAAGCGAAUCAACACAUUGUCUCUCACCAUGUCGUUCACCACCGCGCCCGAAGAUGGACCCGCGUGGAUGAGCCGCCUACCGCGGAUCUCGUCACAGUCUCGAUCGCAAGCACGAACUAUGUCCGACACCGAUUAUGACGAGAUGAAGAUGCCAGACUUUCCGCCUGGUACGUUGCCACCGACUGGCAUACCUGGGCAAUUCUUGCGACGUCAGCGCGAAGAAGAGAACCCAAGUAGAGCAGGAAGCCGUGCGUCAUCCCUAUCCGGCCGACGUCGGAGUAGAAAGAAGUGGGACGACGGCAUCGGGCCGGGAGGGCCGGUGAGUCAGUCAGCCAUCUUCCCCAAGCGACGGAGUACUAGCGAACCUCUGGAGGCUAUGUCGCCGUCUGACUCUGUGCACCCCGCCUCUCCGAGACAAGAAAGCUCUACCCCGCCGUCGGAAGAACUGCCUGAUAAGGGGAUGGAGAGGGCAGAGGAUAGAAUCGAGCAAGCGCCCAAAAUCAAUCCCGGCCAUCCGCAGCCCCCCAGGCAGGAGCGCAAUGAUAUCGAGAUAUACGAAGAGGGCGAUCAUGUCAUUAUCGAAGAUCGAGAUGGACAAGUGCUUGCUGUAGAGGAAACUGGGCCUCAGCCAACUCCGAACUUGCAAAAUAUCAAAGAAAAGGCCAAGGCUGAGACGCAGAAGCCCGGUUGGACUUACGAGUCACUCAAGAGAAGCAUUGGGAGGUGGCGCGAUGAAGAGGCUCAGAAGCGCAAGGAGAAGACUAAAACCGAACGGAAGCAUGAGCCCGCAAGAGCAUAUCAGUACGGUAACACGAUCAUCGUCGAAGACGAGAACGGAGAAGUGGUGCGAAAAUACGACCUGCCCGCCGGCCGCGGCGAGAGUAAAGAUUAUAUCGCUACGAGUUUAAAAUACAUGGGCAUGGGGGGCCUCAUGAAACCCUCUGACAAGACAGCUGGCGAUGCAGCAGAACCGGAGGCUGCACAGGCUAGUAGCAGCAAGCCCUCGGCCAAGACGAAGACCGGCUGGCCAGGCUUCAAUCGUGGCGGCGCUACCGAACACCCAGUAAAUGGUGCGGCCGACCCCGUUGAAAAUAAAGAGGAAGACGAUCGGGGAAUCCGGUUUACCAUCGGCGGCCAUGGACGGCGGAUGAAUAAAGACGAUUUCCUCCACGAGGUGAGGAAAUUGGAUUCCCGGACGCGUCGCGAGGUUGUCGACCAGUCCACCGCCACGCCGGCGAUCAAGUUGACGGCCAUGGAAGAGCCUGCGGCCAGUACCCCUCUCGCGCACGCAUCCCAACAACCCCAGAUUAGCGUAACCAAAGCGAGUGAUAGCACGCGAGAGACGAGUACAUCUCCCUCCGAUUUAGAGUCCGGUCGCGGGCGUAGCACGACCACCGGCGCCGAACAGGCUGCCGACCCCGAUGCGGUAGAGACGGCUGCCGAGAAGAGACGACGACUCGCGGCAUUUGCUAGCGUCGGAGAGGACUACGAGGCGGGAGAAACGCCGGCUGAGCGGAGGAGAAGAGAGGCGGCUCUCGGCGUGAACAACAACACGGUCGAAGACAGCGACAGCGACGACGAUGAUACCCCUAGAGUACCGCCUGCCAGACGAGGAAUCCGGUUUGCAGAUUCCCCGUCCAACAAGGCUUAGCGCACAUGCGCACUAUUAAAGUUAUUGUAUUUACGAUGACGGGAGAUGACGGAUUAGCAUUAUGAGGAGGAGAACUGCAUGAGAAAACUUGCGUUUUUUUUGUGUGUGUGUGUGCUUUUUUUAGAGCCGAGGGAGUUGGGUAUGUCGUGGCUCAUGCCAACACCAACGUCGCAUACG